Messenger RNA from Lingula anatina, 1352 nucleotides. Its product is annotated as DNA sliding clamp PCNA. NCBI's taxonomy places the organism in Eukaryota, Metazoa, Brachiopoda, Lingulata, Lingulida, Lingulidae. The record is from RefSeq and is a predicted model, not a curated record. Gene Ontology annotation, biological process: leading strand elongation; regulation of DNA replication; translesion synthesis. Gene Ontology annotation, molecular function: DNA binding; DNA polymerase processivity factor activity. Gene Ontology annotation, cellular component: PCNA complex.
CAAUCAAAACAAAGGCUAUAAAUAGUUCCCGCCAUUUUAAGUGAUUUGGCGCGAAGAAGCCGUCUCCCGCGGAAUUUUAGAGCACCUUUGUCAUCGGAGCCAUCUCGAGAUACUGCAAGACGUUAAAUUAAGAUUUUCGACUUAAAGCAGUUUGCGAAACUCCGAUUAUCUUAUAAAGGUUUUUAUUUGUUAGUGAUAUCAACAGAACAAGAUGUUUGAGGCAAGAUUAGUACAAGGUUCUUUGCUGAAGAAGGUUUUGGAGGCAGUCAAAGAUUUGUUGACUGAUGGCUCCUUUGAAUGCAGCGAUAAUGGCAUUAGCCUACAAGCUAUGGACAGUUCUCACGUUAGUCUUGUGUCUUUACUCCUCAGGAGUGAAGGGUUCGACACUUUCAGAUGUGACAGGAAUAUGUCACUGGGAAUCAACCUAGCAAGCAUGGCCAAGAUUCUCAAGUGUGCAGGCAAUGACGAUGUAGUCACCAUCAAAGCUGUUGACAAUCCAGACACAGUCACAUACAUGUUUGAAUCCCCAAACCAAGACAAAGUGUCUGACUAUGAAAUGAAACUGGUAGACUUGGAUGGAGACCACCUGGGAAUUCCAGAAACAGACUACAGUUGUGUGAUCAAGCUCCCCUCGGCAGAAUUCCAGCGUAUAUGCCGCGACCUCAGCCAAAUCAGCGAGUCUGUAGUGAUCUGCUGCACCAAGGAAGGAGUGAGAUUCUCAGCGUCAGGAGAUAUGGGCACAGGUAACAUAAAAUUGGUGCAGAAUUCCAAUGUUGACAAGGAAGAGGAAGCUGUGACAAUUGAGAUGCAGGAGCCAGUUACCUUGACCUUUGCUCUUCGUUACCUGAACUUUUUCACAAAGGCCACGCCUCUUUCCAAUCAAGUGACCCUGUCAAUGUCUCCAGAGAUUCCAUUAGUGGUGGAAUACAAGAUUGCUGAUAUGGGCCAUGUCCGCUAUUACUUGGCACCAAAGAUUGAAGAUCAAGAAGAAAGUUAAAGCCUUCCAGAAAGAAAGGAAGACUUGAUGACUCACCAGUGUAAUAAUUUUAUUACAGUCUGUAACAGUCUGUCUGACUGAAAGGAUUUAUAUUGUGAAUGCAGUAUAUUAUAUAACAUAAUACCCUUGAAUGAGGACGUCAUUUUAUGUGUAAUUUCUGGUGUCAUCCGAUGUUGUCUUAGAUGUAAAUUUUUGUACAGUGUAGAAUUUAAUCAUUUCAUAACCGAAGCAACAAUUUUUCCAAGAAGCUGGACUUGUUUGGAUGAUCUUACUGGGCAGUUUGUGGGAUACAUUAUGGACAGUGAAUACUUGGAAUUGAGUUGCAAAUAUACAUUUAUAUAUACUCAUAUUUAAA